AUGAACCUGAGUGAGCUCAACGCCGAGAUCACUAGCACCUACCAGAUGCUGUACCUGCCUGCCGGAGGUGAUCGUGCCAAGGAUGGAUCUGCCGUCUUUAUAUUCACCGAUCUCGUCGAGUCGCAGGAUUUCCACGGCAAGGCGGGCAGCUUUAUGACGCAAGGGAAAGGAACUUUCAAUGCAGAGAAGUUUAGAGUGGAAGGGUCAUUUAAUAUUGUGCCUGGAAGCGGCAAAGGAGAGCUCGGGGAGAUGUUCAUCAAUGGUGGGAGUGGAAGUUUUGAGUCGGACGAGAAGGAUCCGGGUCAAGUGAAUUAUAAGUUUGUAUUGUCUACGUAG
Messenger RNA from Penicillium daleae, 336 nucleotides. RefSeq lists its product as uncharacterized. The transcript has a single exon. NCBI's taxonomy places the organism in Eukaryota, Fungi, Ascomycota, Eurotiomycetes, Eurotiales, Aspergillaceae. Bases 1 to 336 code for a protein of 111 amino acids. The record is from RefSeq and is a predicted model, not a curated record.